Blumeria graminis f. sp. triticale is the source of this 852-nucleotide messenger RNA. The record is from the annotation of a GenBank genome assembly. Lineage: Eukaryota; Fungi; Ascomycota; Leotiomycetes; Helotiales; Erysiphaceae.
AUGUUGACGCAUAUUCGGCUCCCACGCCAUCUCUCACAAACCUUUACCAGUGUUGCUAUUAGGGCUUACCAAAGCUCUAUUGCAACUAAGUCCACCAAGUUUCAAACAGGAGAAAGUCCCGGUCGAAUACAGCAAUAUUUUAUCACGGUAAACCGAGACCCAAACCUAUGCGCUGACUUUAUCACCCCUGGACCGUUUGGACUGAGAGAAACAAAUACAGCUAACUCAGACACACGAACUCUGAAGCUGGGAAAAACCCUUCGUAUUCUUCAAGAACGACUUCCUACCCUGCUCCAAAAACCUCUGCCUCCGGAAAUAUUGUCACCUCAAAUAACCUUGCAUCUAUUUCCCUCCACCCAUCCGCACUUACCUACUGUAACCGGGCGUGUUGCAUAUUCAGCUGCCUUAUGGACAUCACCUAUUGCGUGGGGUCGUUUACCACUUAUUAGUAACGUCAAGCUGCAAAUUAUAUCAGAACGUAUGAUUCGACAGGCCUCAACAUCUACAACUCCCGCUGAAAGAAAGGAACAGCUUGUUGUCCGCUGGUGCACCGUUGGUAAGCCUCAGGAGCAAGGAAUUGGGGCCUUAUAUCAUGGCAUCAACACGAUCAAAAGCACAGAGUUCACUGGGCUAUUUAUUUUUGAUUUUGACGAAGAAGGAAGAAUAUUGGUUCACACAAUCGAACAUGCCCAGGAAGGUGGCAACUGGGAGAGAGGUGUUGGUGCCAAGGUUGUUGCCCUUACGGACUGGCUACUAGGUGGAAUGAAAGGAGAUGGGCACGGCGAAGGUGCGCCUUGCCCAGUUUUUUGGAGCGAGGAUUUGGGAAAGACAACGGAGCGAAAGUUGAAGUAA